This is a messenger RNA of Bactrocera neohumeralis, 456 nucleotides long. RefSeq lists its product as uncharacterized. The record is from RefSeq and is a predicted model, not a curated record. The transcript is spliced from 5 exons. The annotation marks the transcript as partial. NCBI's taxonomy places the organism in Eukaryota, Metazoa, Arthropoda, Insecta, Diptera, Tephritidae.
CAUUUGCGCUCGUCUGGCGGACAUGCAGAUAUAAUCCAGAAGCUGGAUGUCACUGACACCCGUCUUACUGCCAUUGAAAAGGCCCUAAAAGACAAAAUGCCAGAAAAGGCCGAGGUGCAGGCACAAAGUAAACUAUUGCGCGAAUGCCGCGUCAUAGCGGCAAAGACGCACCAUUCAAUUAGCCGCAUCACUGGUGACUUGGAGGGAGAGCAUUACGUGGAGCUCACUUCGAAACUGCCCAUGUCAUCGGAAGAGCACGUGCGCUUCGUGGAAGACAAACUUUCACAAAAGGAAAGCACGGAUGCUAUGAUGCGGCUAAUAUUGAAGUCAAAGGGCGCAAAAGGCAAUGUGGACGGCGUACUGCGUGGUAUGUUUUCUAACGAUCUAAUGUACCACUACACUUUAGAGGGGCGCAAGGAGAAGGGAUCCCUACUAAAGCUAAAAUAUAUUUCCUGA